AGCCUCGCGAGGCUGCCUCGCGAGGCAAAUCCUCGGUCGGUCAAGACGUGCCUCGCCCGAGGCAAACGCACGCGCUGCCUCGCCCGAGCGUGCCGCGGCCCGAGCCGAACGUUGUCGGUUUUUGUCGAUGUUCAAAGGCGCCUCAGUACGUUUGCCGCGCUCACUCAAGACGGUAGUGUUUUGCCUCGCUUAUUCGUUGCGUGUUAGUUGUGCGUCAUGGAUAAAGAACAGUGUCUUAAAUUAAUACGACUAUAUGGUGAAUAUAGACGACUUUGGGAUGCGCAAUGUCCUGAUUACACAAAUAGAGGACUAAGGGAAGAUGCAUGGAGAAAAAUAAGCCAGGAAAUGAACCUUCCAAUAGCUGAAUUAAAGAAAAAAAUGGACUCUUUACUAGGGUCUUACAGGAGGGAAAAGUCGAGAGAAAAAAAAAGCCGAAUCACAGGAUCAGGUCGUGGUGAAAUAUAUGUUUCGAAUUGGUAUGCCUAUGAAGCCUUCAGUUUUCUAGGAGAUAGAAAUCACCCAGGAAAUACACAAGAUACUUUAGGUGAAGAAAAUGCAAGUCUGGAUAAUACUCGAAAUGAUGACGGUUAUAACGAAGAAAAAAAUGAAACUUCAAACUCGACGACAACGGAAGGACCUAAACAAAAGUCAACUAGACCUAAAAAGAGAUCCAAAAUGAACGAAAGUGAUGAUCUUACUGAUAACGCCAUAUCUGAAGCAUUAACACUCUUACAACAGUGUGCAAGCGAUAAUAUAUCAGAAAAAAAUGAUCCCUAUAAUGUGUAUGGCCAAUAUAUAGGAAAUGAGUUGAGAAAGUAUGAUAAAAUUACAUUAGCAUACGUAAAAAAUGCAAUAAAUAAAAUUAUCUUUGAUGCAGACAUGGGAGCAUACAGUGGUUAUAGUUAUUAUACUCAAUCAUAUGGUGAACACGAUAAUUUAAGAUAUAUGUCUCAUCCCUCUUCCUCAUCGACGCCAUCUACAUAUUCGAUGCCUGCUGCCUCACCAAUGCCUUCUACCUCACCGAUGCCUCCUACUUCACCGAUGCCUCCUACUUCACCGAUGCCUCCUGCCUCAUCGAUGCCUUCUACUUCACCGAUGCCUGCUGCCUCACCAAUGCCUCCUAUCUCACCAAUUUCGAUGCCUCCCCCUCCUCCUUCUCCAGCUCCUCAUCAUUAAAUAUUUGUUUGUUUAAUUUUCUUAUAUUAUUUGUCCAAUUUUCUAAUCAGAUUAAUAAAAAAAAUAAUAAAAAUAUGUAAUUUUAUUUUACUUUAACAUAAUCCUUUAACACCUCAAUUAUAGCAUCACAGACUUCAGGAACUAUAACCGAUAUCCUUUGUUUUGAUAUACGAAAUAGAUACUGUAGACUGGUAUAAGAAUCUCCUGUGGCCAAAAAUCUCAACGUCACUAAUAAUCUUUCCCUAGCGGAUAUUGCUUCUCGAAAAUUUGUGUCCUUCUUGCUUAUUUUGGCGUUUAUGAGAGAAUACACAUUGUCAAAUUCGAUUUUACUCAUUCGAGUGAAAUUUUUUUCUUCGUAAUCGAAGCACAACUCUUCAAAUAAUCUGUUCCCAGCCUGUAAUCUAUUUUUGUAUAAGAGUUUAAUCCAAAAACGUUUAGUUUUCUGUUUUCUUUUUUUUGCAAGCCUUAGAAUUAUUAAAAAGGCAGUGGUAGCGACAGCUUUCCGAAUGUGCGGCCUCAUGGU
This is a messenger RNA of Pieris napi, 1699 nucleotides long. RefSeq names its product myosin tail region-interacting protein MTI1-like. The coding region runs from base 217 to 1176 and encodes 319 amino acids. The record is from RefSeq and is a predicted model, not a curated record. The transcript has 3 exons. NCBI's taxonomy places the organism in Eukaryota, Metazoa, Arthropoda, Insecta, Lepidoptera, Pieridae.